AUGGCCUGCCAAGAGAGUGAGUACCUGGAUGACCAGAAGAAAUGUGUCCCCUGCAGAAAGUGCAUGCCUGGGCAGGAACUUUCCAAGGACUGCGGUGACGGCAGCGGCGGGGACGCGCAGUGCGUGGCCUGCCCUCCCAGGAAGUUCAAGGACCGCUGGGGACACCAUGGCUGCAAGCCCUGCCUGUCCUGUGCCCUCAUCAAUCGCCUCCAGAAGUCCAACUGCACCGCGACGGCUGACGCGGUCUGCGGGGAGUGCCUGCCAGGGUUUUACCGGAAGGCUCGGAUCAGCGGGCAGCUGGAGUGGGAGUGCAUUCCCUGCACCAAGCAGACACCAUCCUCUGAGCCACAGUGUCGGUCCAGAACAAGCCUGGUGAAGGUCGCUGUCCCUACUGUACCACCACAGGACACAGCCCUUCUUGCACUGACCAGCAGUGCCCUGGUCAUCAUUGUCCUGGUGCUUCUGGCACUUUCCAUCAUUUACUGCAAGCGAUUCUGGAAAAGCCAGUGCCAGAGAGUCUUCCUGAGGACUCAGAACUUCUCAGGCCAGCGAGCAACGUUCCCAACCGCAGCAGCACCUGGCCGGUUCCUGUGUGAGGAGCAGAUGUCUGGACCCUGCUGCCUGGGUGUGAAGAAUUUGAGCCCUUGCUACAGGCAGGCAGAAGGCCCCGUGGAAGCAGUGCAGUUCAUUUCGGAUGGGGAAGCCGUGGGUCUCCAGCUCCCCUCUCUCCAGCCAGAGAUGGACUUGUCACCACCCGUUGCAGUCAGCACUGCCUCCAAGGCCCAGCUGGGCAGGAGCCUCCUGGAAAGCCAGCCCCUCAUCCGAGCUUCAGGCCACAGUGACUGCCUGGAUGGGGUCCUGCCACCCCCCACCCCCAGGCAGGGCAGGCCGGGUACGGUGGAGGCCCUGGCCCCCCUCUCCUCCUGUGCCUCCGAGAUGCAGCACAAGUGGCCACAUGCACCUGUGGAGUGCACUGAGCUGGACCUCCAGAAGUUCUCCAGCCAGGCUGAGUUUGUGGGUGGUGAGCGGCUGGAGGAUGCUGCGAGCCGGGCCAUGAAGAGGAGUCCAGCAGAGAGCGGUGGGGUGGUGCAGGAGGGAGCUCAUCACUUGCCCACCGCUGAAGUCCCACCUGGGGAGCAGGCGGUGGAUGAUGCCCAGAGUCUCGUGACUCAGAUCAGCAGCAUGGCCAAAGGUCUCCCAAUAGCAGAGCUGCCCCAUUCCUUGGUGCGGUCACUUGCAUUCUUGUUGGACCCUUUCUUGAACGGUGUGAAGAACUUCAGCCACGUGGCCCUGGAGCUGGGGCUCAUGCCCCAGUUACUGGGACGGAUUUCGGGGUUUGAGCAGCUGGUGGCACACUUCAGCUACGCGGGAGGUGCGGUCACUGUCCCUCUGCUGGCGCAGGCGCUGCAGCGGCUCCAGCGCUUCGACGCCUUGCUCCUGCUCUGCGACCACUUCACACCCAGCCCCGCGCCUGACCGCCAGCGCUAG
Cinclus cinclus is the source of this 1488-nucleotide messenger RNA. It is a transcript of the gene EDA2R, whose product is annotated as ectodysplasin A2 receptor. The transcript is spliced from 8 exons. The record is from RefSeq and is a predicted model, not a curated record. Gene Ontology annotation, biological process: positive regulation of JNK cascade; tumor necrosis factor-mediated signaling pathway; positive regulation of canonical NF-kappaB signal transduction. Gene Ontology annotation, molecular function: protein binding; tumor necrosis factor receptor activity. Gene Ontology annotation, cellular component: plasma membrane. The coding region runs from base 1 to 1488 and encodes 495 amino acids. Lineage: Eukaryota; Metazoa; Chordata; Aves; Passeriformes; Cinclidae.